Messenger RNA from Acanthopagrus latus (yellowfin seabream), 3195 nucleotides. RefSeq names its product interferon-induced, double-stranded RNA-activated protein kinase-like. The record is from RefSeq and is a predicted model, not a curated record. Lineage: Eukaryota; Metazoa; Chordata; Actinopteri; Spariformes; Sparidae. Gene Ontology annotation, biological process: protein phosphorylation. Gene Ontology annotation, molecular function: protein kinase activity; ATP binding; double-stranded RNA binding. The coding region runs from base 151 to 2187 and encodes 678 amino acids. The transcript has 19 exons.
AUUAAAUCACGUGACACACGUCUUUCGUCGGAAAACGAAACUUAAAAAUAUCAGCAGUCAGACGAAUCGAAACAGAGCACGGCAGUGCGCAGGACGAGCAGCGGAGUGAAGACGGGAAGGGAAAGGGGGAAAAGUCCGGCAUCGUCUUUUAUGAUGGAAACUGUAAACUACGUCGCUAGACUGAACGAGUAUGCUCAGAGAACACGGUGUGGGCCGCCGCAGUACGAGGACCUCGGCUCUGUUGGACCUGACCAUGACAGGACAUUCACCCAGAGGGCAGUCCUGAAUGGGAAAGGGUAUCCUGAGGGUGUGGGGAGGAACAAGAAGGAAGCCAAGCAAAACGCAGCUAAAAAUGCCCUGGAGUGGUUGAUGGAGUACUCGACAGAAGAGUCAGCAGAAGCGUCGACUGCCCCCGUUCAUCAGACAAGCAUCACUCAAACGAACUACGUGUGUUGGCUCAAUGAAUAUGGACACAAGAACAGGGUGGCUAUAAAGGCUGUGGAGACGACAAGAGUGGGAUUAUAUGAUGCAUUUUCGUUUAGCUACAAGGUUGGUGAUAAGGAGUAUCCAGCUGCAAGUGGGAAAACAAAGAAGGAUGCUAAGGAGGCAGCAGCCAAGCUUGUGUAUGAUACGAUAUGUGGCAAUAAAACUACAGAGACUUCAGACGAGAAUCGCAACCAUACGUCAAGUCAACAUAAUGUUUCUGAUCUCUGCGAUAAGACAGGAUGCCUCAGCGUGAGCUUCGACAACAGCUUUACAGAGACAAAUUACAAAGGAAUUGUCAACCACUACUGUCAGAAAAAAAACUGCCGCCCUCUAUACACUGAAGUGAGGAGGAUUGGUCCACCUAAUAACCUGCGAUUUUUCUACAAAUUAGUGAUCAACAAUAAGGAAUACCCUGAGGCUGAGGGUAAGACUGUGAAGGAAGCCGAGCAAAAUGCAGCUCGGUUGGCCUGGUCUGCUCUUCAAGAACAGUCAGACUGGGACAGCAAGGUUUCCUUCAGAUCAAUGGUGUCCGAAGAUGGUGAACCACAGAUGGCUGCAGCUCCACUGGAGUCCCUGGAAUCAUCAAUGCAGGCGAUGAGCACAAGUAACUCAAUAGUAUUCGUGGAUUCAUCAAACCCUUCCAAGGCUCAGAUGUCUGUCAGGUCAACUGAAGAUGACACACCAAGCAGUAUGUCAGCUUCCCUGGAGUCUGGCGAAUCUUCACAAAGCAAGGCAACUGAUACAAGUAGCUCAGGACGAUGGAGCAGCUCAUCAAACUCCUCUAAGGAUCAGCUUGCUGUGAAAGGCCAGAAACUGGAAACAAAUCAUAAUGAGACCCAGUCCAGGUUUACUUCAGAGUAUGAUCCUAUGGAGUGUCUUGGCAGUGGAGGGUAUGGUUGGGUUUACAAAGCAAGAAACAAACUGCUGAAAAGGGACUACGCUGUAAAGAUUGUCUGCUGUGAAGAGAAAUCUCUCCAAGAGGUGGGGACAUUAUCGGACCUCCACCACCUUAAUAUAGUCAGAUACUACACAUUUUGGAUGGAGGAUUCAGGAUACAACUCUACCCAGUUUCCAUAUAAAUCUAAAUAUAAGUACCUUUAUAUUCAGAUGGAGUUAUGUGAUGGCACACUUACAGCAUGGAUCCGUGAGAAGAACGGUCAGUCUCUGCAACAUUCCAAGAGGCAGGAAGAAAGUUUAAACAUCGCUCAGCAAAUAGUUACUGGAGUCGAAUAUAUUCACUCCAUGAAGCACAUCCACAGAGACCUGAAGCCUGACAACAUCCUGUUUGGAACGGAUGGAAAAGCGAAAAUUGGGGACUUCGGUCUGGUCACCAGAGAUGACGAUGAUGCUUUGAUGGACAGAACAGUAAACAAAGGAACCCCAAUUUACAUGGCUCCUGAACAAAAGAGGAAGAACUAUGGCCGGAAAGUGGACAUAUUUCCUCUGGGGUUGAUAUACUUUGAACUCCUUUGGAGAAUUGCUACAGGUCAUGAAAGAAUUGAGGUUUUAGAUGAUGCCAGACAUCAGAAGUUCCCCCAAGAGUUUUCAACAACUUUUCCCCAAGAGAAACUAAUCAUCAAGUCAAUGCUGUGUGAGAAGCCAGAAGACCGACCUGAAGCAAGUACACUGAAGGCAGAGCUGGAGAAGUUGGCUGAGACAUUCAACACACAACGAAUGCUUCAGAAGAAUGUAACUGUCUGAUUAUCGCAGGGCUUUACAUUGUCACACAUACACACACACACACACACACACACACACACACACACACACCUGUAACAAAGGGUAGCAGUAAACAUUCAGAUCAUUAACCAUGUGAAUAAUGAACAACCUGAAAAAGGGGACCUGGUAUUAUGUAUUUUUACAGUCAAGGAAUGAAACAUGAAGUGAUUGUGUUUUUAAAAAGCAACUUUUACAUUAACUCACCCAUGUCCAGCUUUUGUUCUAAAUAAUCAUGUGCCAGUUAAUUUCAUGUCAACAGUUGACAUUGUCUUCUAUGCUGGUAAUGGAUGAAUGUGUUUAUAAAAUGUCACUUUACAAUCUUUUGUUUUUUCACUGAAUAACUGGAAAAUUGUUAUGGUCACCAACAGGGCAGUAGUGAGGCUGAGGGAUGGGGGGGGUUGCACUUAAAACAGCUCAGCUGUGAAGCUUGGGUUGCAGAGUGUAAACAAUAGGCUUACACAUCAUAUUUAUACCACAUAACCUGUGCUUUUACUUUGAUGUUUUUGAUUGCUUCUAGCAAAUAAUCAUGCCCUGUCUUGUAACAUGGUGAGCUGAUAAUGAAACACUGUAUUCUGUGCUGGAAAUGGUUAAACGUGAUGUCGUGUUGCACCAUUUAUUUUGUAAUGAAUUCAGAUGGAUUGGAACAUAGGAUGUGAGUAACUAGGGUGUAAUGGUCGUUCAACAUCAAGUUUGCACAUGUAUGCAGCUGGAUGAUACAUGAAAUGGAUAUAACCUUUUUUGGUAUCUAUCCUAUUGAUACGCAAGUCAAUACUUGGUAUCAGUAGUAUUGGUACUUUUAGUAUUAUAACGGGGAAUCUUUCAACUGUCCGCUAAAGGAUUCUGUUCAUUUAUCCACCUCUCCAUGUGAAAUGGUGACGGUUAAAAUGAAAACCGGGGACACUGAAAAAAUACUGGCAGUUGUUACUGGAAAACGAAAACAUGUCAAAAUGCAAAAAAUAUAUGAAAAUAAAAUGACAUGUAUAAUGUGUG